AUCGUUACAAAACCAAAAUGGCAGCAAGUGAUAUCAGCGCGUUAUCAUGUGAGCCGAUGAAAUAAUGUUUUUUUGAGUUUUACAGUCGCGAGUGAAAUUGUAAUUUGUGAAUUAGUGCAUUGUGACAUAAAAAACCAUGGUGGAUAUAAAAUCACCGCCGUUUAGUGAUAUAAAAAGACCUGAGGAAGUCGUUCGAAUGACGACGAACGAUAGCCUGAAAUUUGCAGUUCUUAUCGGGCUGAUAGAAGUUGGCCAGGUAACCAACCGUGAAGUGGUGAACACCGUUUUACACCUGCUGGUCGGAGGAGAGUUUGAUAUGGAGUUGAACUUCGUGAUUCAAGAUGCUCAGAACAUUCAGCACAUGCUGGAACUAUUGGAUCACUGUCCACCGAGCUUACAGGCUGAAAUCUGGUCGGUGUUCAUUGCGAUCCUGCGCAAGAGUGUGCGAAAUCUCCAAGCUUGUACCGAUGUCGGGCUCAUUCACCACGUUCUGCAGAGGUUGCCCCGUGCGGAGACUGUUGUUGCAGAUUUACUAAUAGAAAUGCUGGGUGUCCUGGCCAGCUAUAGUGUCACAGUGAAGGAGCUUAAACAGCUUUUCAAUGCUAUGAAAGCUGUUAAUGGAAAAUGGCCAAGACACUCUGCGAAACUCCUCAACGUCCUUCGUCAGAUGCCACAUAGAAAUGGACCCGACGUGUUCUUCAGCUUUCCUGGUAGGAAGGGAUCGGCUGUAGUGCUGCCCCCACUGGCUCGGUGGCCAUACGAAAAUGGUUUCACAUUUACAACGUGGUUUCGGCUGGAUCCUAUCAACUCUGUCAAUAUCGAACGGGAGAAACCAUACUUGUAUUGCUUCAAGACAAGUAAAGGAGUGGGCUACACUGCACACUUUGUCGGCAAUUGUCUUGUUCUGACGUCUAUGAAGGUUCGAGGGAAAGGUUUCCAACAUUGCGUCAAAUACGAAUUCCAACCAAGACGGUGGUACGCGAUAGCAGUAGUGUAUAUUUACAAUAGAUGGACGAAGAGUGAGAUAAAGUGUUUGGUGAAUGGGCAGCUAGCAUCCAGCACAGAGAUGGCCUGGUUCGUCUCCACCAAUGAUCCAUUCGACAAAUGCUACAUCGGCGCGACGGCUGAACUGGAUGAAGAACGCGUCUUCUGCGGUCAGAUGGCGGCUAUCUAUCUAUUUGGGGAGGCAUUGACUACUCACCAGAUUUGUGCCAUGCACCGUUUAGGCCCCGGAUAUAAGAGUCAAUUUCGAUUCGACAACGAAUGCAACAUCAGUUUACCGGAGAACCAUAAACGGGUGAGCGAUGCCGCUCCAACGCUUGCUGCAAUCCCGGAAACCCCAGAUCCUAUAGAACCCGUAUCUCCUACCCCUGAAGAUACCAGGAGCGCAGAAGCUUGCGUAGUUGUUAAGGAGGACGCGACGCCGCGCGGGCGUCGAAUCGCCGACGAAGCGCGAGAUGUCGCAGCGACGCAUGCUUCAUUGCUCGUAGAUAUUGAAGCAUGCAAGCGUGGUCAGUUCCGAUUCGACGCGGAAAAUCCGGAAGCGCUUCCUUCCUCUGAGGUCCGCGUUGAUCGCUUUGGUGAGCUCGUACACGAUCCAACGCAGAACAUUCAUGAUGUACUAUACGACGGCAAAUUGUCAUCGGCCAUAGUUUUUAUGUACAACCCGGUGGCUACUGAUGGACAGCUGUGCCUACAGUCGGCGCCCAAAGGGAAUGUCUCGUACUUUGUGCAUACACCGCACGCCCUAAUGUUACAGGAAGUAAAAGCCAUAGUGACACAUUCUAUACACAGCGCCCUCAACUCCAUAGGAGGCGUUCAAGUUCUAUUUCCAUUGUUCGCUCAAUUGGACCUGCCUCACGACGCGCCCGCAAAUGAUCCUAAAAGAGACCCCAUGUUGUGCUCCAAACUUCUUGGAUUCGUGUGCUCGUUGGUAGAGUCCUGCAGUACGGUACAACAGCAUAUGCUGCAAUGUCGUGGGUUCCUGGUAAUAUCGCAUAUGCUGCAACGCUGCGGCCGGGACCAUCUCACGCCGGACACGCUGGCGUCUUUCCUUCAUCUCACCAAACAUCUUGUCACUUGCUGCUCGCCAAACUCGGAUCUGCUGCUUAAACAGUCUUUUUGCCAAUCGUUCCUGACAUGGCAGCUGCUGGACCACAUACUCUUCAAUCCGGCCCUAUGGAUCCACACACCAGCCGCAGUCCAAGCCCGUCUUUACUGCUACUUAGCGACGGAUUUCCUGGCUGAUGCCCACAUAUAUGGCAGUGUUCGACGUGUCAGCACAGUUCUGCAGACUGUGCACACACUUAAGUACUAUUAUUGGGUGGUCAACCCACGCACAAAGAGUGGCAUCACGCCUAAAGGCAUGGAUGCCCCUCGACCAGCUCACAAAGACAUCCUCACGAUAAGAGCAUACAUCCUAUUAUUUCUCAAACAACUGAUAAUGAUCGGUAACGGUGUGAAGGAAGACGAACUUCAAUCGAUAUUAAAUUAUCUAACCACGAUGCACGAGGAUGAGAACCUUCAUGAUGUGCUGCAAAUGCUGAUAUCUCUGAUGUCAGAACACCCCAGUUCUAUGGUACCAGCGUUUGAUGCCAAGGGAGGCGUUCGCACGAUAUUCAAACUGCUGGCCUCGGAGAGUCAAUUAAUAAGACUUCAAGCGCUGAAAUUACUUGGAUUUUUCCUUAGCAGAAGUACCCAUAAACGCAAAUACGACGUGAUGUCCCCACAUAAUCUUUACACGCUGCUCGCAACAAGAUUAGCUGCGAGUGGGGAGCCAUUAUCUGCCCCAGUUUACAAUGCGUUGUACGAACUGUUAACUGAGCAUGUCGGUCAACAAAUAUUGUAUACAACCCAUCCGGAACCGCAACCGCAUUUUCGCCUGGAAAAUCCUAUGAUCCUCAAAGUUGUAGCAACGCUGAUCCGUCAAUCGAAGCAAACAGAACAGCUUCUGGAAGUGAAGAAAUUAUUCUUAUCAGAUAUGACGCUUCUAUGUAGCAAUAAUAGAGAGAAUCGUCGUACAGUAUUGCAAAUGUCCGUCUGGCAGGAAUGGCUGAUCGCACUAGCGUACAUUCACCCGAAGAAUACGGAAGAACAGAAGAUAUCUGACAUGGUCUACUCGUUGUUUAGAAUGCUUCUUCAUCACGCAAUCAAGCAUGAGUAUGGUGGAUGGAGAGUAUGGGUGGAUACAUUGGCUAUUGUUCAUUCUAAGGUAUCUUACGAAGAAUUCAAGCUCCAAUUCGCUCAAAUGUAUGAACAUUAUGAGCAACGCAGAGCUGACAACAUAACUGACCCAGCCGAACGUCAGCAGCGGCCUAUCUCAACAAUCUCUGGAUGGGACCGGCACACAGAACCCCGUCCUUCUCGAGUAUCUCCAGAGAGGGAUGUUAAACAAAAUGUAUUAAACCAUGCCGCUCAAACAGAAAUUGGCAAAGGGUUGUCCCUUAGAGAAAUAGAAACGUGCAAUUGUAAAUCAAACGAUGAUAGUCGGACUACAGUAGUGUAUAGUGAAGUGUGUAAAGUUCAUAGUCCUGCCAAAAAUACCCAAGUGCCCGAUAACGGUUGUGAUAGUGAUAAAAAUGAAUUAGAUGAACAGUCGGAGUCAGUAGUUCAAUCGAUUGUAGAGAAUGAACUUCUCAAAAGUUCCGAAUCUGGUAUUGUAGCGGAAGAUGAGAGAAUCGAUAAACCCAUGUCGCGACAGGGAAGCCUCGAUUAUAUACCUGUUAGAGAUGUUGGCGAGAAUUUGGUUAAUGAUAACACUGAUAAAAGUGAGGGAUUACCUUCCAGUUUAUCAGUCAGCGAAACAGCCAGCCCUGAGAGAGUUUCUGAAGGACUUAACCCCGUUAAUGAAAGAGAAUCAGAACUUUCAGAUCGAUCGGAAUUAUAUUUAACUCCGAGUGAAGCAACCAGCCCAAAGAAAGUACAAGAUAAGACUGAUUUACCUGACGACGUCACUGAUGAUCCUAAGCAUGUUGCCAUAAACAUUGUUAAUGAUGUACUGACGAUUGCAUUGGAAACUGUAAGAUUGAAAACUGAUGACGACACCGACUCCGGUGCUAUAUCCGGUGGACUCAACUCAGAAGGAAAUACGCCAAAUGGGCGAGAAGACUUAGAGCACGAUAUAGAAGACAUUGUCGACCACAAACAAGUUGAAACUAUCGCUAGUGAAAUAGUUUCGGAUAUAAUCGAUGCAGUUGUUAUGAAAAGUGAAAUGCCUGAAGGUCCCAAUGAAGAUUACAUCAAAAAUGAAUUAGCAAUCGAUAACGAAUUUAUAGUUCCUAAUGAAACAGAACACGAAAAAGUAAUAGAAAAUGAAAUUGAAAAUGAAAUUGAUAUAGAUGAAGAAAAAGAAAAGAACGAACAAUCAGGUGAACGACCACGUUCGAUUCUAGAAACGAAACCCGAAAUUCCAGCAAUAUCAACAAUUAGUGAGAAUAUUUCGUUAGCGAAUAAGGAACAUGAGAUUCAAGAAGAUCAAUGUGAUAAUGAUAGGGAGAAACGCCGGGUGAGUUUGCCCGGAAGUGAAAUAACGCCUGAUUUGAGAGGUGAAGGCAUUGCCUCGCAAGGAACUAAUACUUCGACAUCACCCAAACGACCCAGGAGCGCCUCGACCAGUACUCAAGUGGACUCAAAUCAUUUUGAAUGUUCCCGAUCGGCGCGUGCGUCACGUGCGAUGUUCUCUCCUGGUCCAACGCGGCCUCCAUUCCGCAUUCCAGAGUUCCGUUGGUCGUAUAUACACCAGCGUCUGCUUUCUGAUGUGCUGUUCUCUCUUGAGACUGAUAUACAGGUCUGGCGCAGUCAUUCCACCAAAUCUGUGAUUGAAUUUGUGAACAGCAGUGAAAAUGCAGUUUUUGUUGUCAAUACUGUACACCUCAUCAGCCAGCUGGCUGAUAAUCUUAUCAUCGCCUGUGGAGGCUUAUUACCACUGUUGGCUUCUGCCACAUCACCUAAUAAUGAAUUGGAUGUGAUCGAACCAACUCAAGGUAUGCCCGUCGAGGUUGCAGUUACCUUCCUCCAAAGACUUGUGUCUAUGGCUGAUGUACUGAUAUUCGCAAGUGCCCUGAACUUCGGAGAAUUGGAAGCUGAGAAGAACAUGUCCAGCGGUGGAAUACUUCGGCAGUGUUUACGCUUGGUCUGCACGUGCGCGGUACGCAACUGCCUCGAGUGUAAAGAGCGACAGCGCUGCACGGCGCGACCCACACGGAAUUCCGAAUCACCCUCGCCUAAGAGCGUAGUUGCGAGUUUAGCAGAAGCGUCGAGUCCCGUAAAAGACCCGGAGAGGCUGUUACAAGACAUGGAUGUUAAUCGCCUCCGAGCUGUAAUAUACCGAGAUGUUGAGGAAACGAAACAAGCUCAAUUCCUAUCGCUAGCCAUCGUCUAUUUUAUAUCAGUUCUUAUGGUGUCGAAGUACCGCGACAUUCUAGAACCACCACCGCACGCCACUGCCUCAACUGACUGCGCACGUCGCAUUCACCACGCCCAUGAGCACGCCGGCGGGUCCCGGCCCCUUUUCGCGCAGUGGUCGCAUCACGUCUACCCGCAGUUCCUGGGUGGUGCGCAGGCGGCGCGUCACGCGCACUGCAAACUGGAUUGCGCGCACAUUAGCACUAACACGCACGCGCACGCUCGCAUAGCUAGUUACCACCGCGAGCACGCGCACGGGCACGCAGAUGAAACAGCAGAGGAUGUUGAGUACGCUAUGAUUGUUGUUGACGAAAACAACUCAACUGCUCACGACCUGGACUCACCGUCAAUGAAGGAUGGCGAAAACAUCGCGAAAAUUGAAACCAGCACUGAUGAAGUGAAACCAUCUGAAAAGACAGUAGAAGUUACUCCAACCGCCGAGAGAGAGGAACCGCUGUUCCAGUCGAGUUUGAGAAGACCUGCGCGCGCGCCCAAGCCUCCCAGCUCCAGAUCAAAAACUCUAUCGGGAAUCACGGUGUCUGUGGUCAAACUGAGUGUGGAUUCCAUUGAGGACGCGGGGUCGUUCCAUCUCAACUCCACAGAGACCACAAAUAAUGAUCCAGAGACAUCUAGCGAGAUUGCAUUGGACGACAAUAAACAUCCCGUGAGUAACGACGAGUCGUGGACUGACGUGAAUUUGAAUGAUGAUGCUGAACGUGGACCAGCCACUAUUUCUGGAAGACCACGAGAUCAUGAAGAAAUAGAGAAACAAAUUCAUCUACGCAGCGAGCAACACGUGCAACGUUUGCAAAAUCGUAACUUACAAGCAGCUCAGAGACAUUUACAUCAGCAGGAAGCAGCAACCACUUGUAGCGAUAAUGCAGUCUGUGAAAUCACGGGUGUUGGGGCUCGUGAAGCCUCUCUCACACAUAAAUUGGAACGUGCCUUGGGUGCUGUAUGCCCACUACUUCGUGAAAUUAUGUUGGAUUUUGCACCAUUUUUGUCAAAAACACUCGUUGGCAGUCAUGGACAGGAGCUUUUAACUGAAGGUCUUCAAACGUUUAAGACCAGCACGUCUGUGGUGGAACUGGUGAUGUUGCUCUGCUCUCAAGAGUGGCAGAACUCCUUACAGAAGCAUGCUGGCCUGGCAUUUAUUGAGCUGAUCAACGAAGGAAGAUUGCUAUCUCAUGCUAUGAGAGAUCAUAUUGUCCGAGUCGCAAAUGAAGCGGAGUUCAUUCUGAAUAGGAUGAGGGCUGACGAUGUUCUGAAACAUGCUGAUUUCGAGUGCCUCUGCGGUACAUGGGGCGCCGAACGCGCGGAGGAAGAGCGGACGUGCGAGCGUUUAAUUGCGGGAGCGAGACGCAGAGACACGGCGUCCGCUGCUCGGAUGCUCGAUAAGCUUCACCACGCAUGCGCCGCUAGCUGUGGUGGUAGCGGAGCGCCAUCUUGCGAGCACUGGAAGUUGGAUUCAUGGGAGGACGACGCGAGGAGACGUCGACGUCUAGUUCCAGACGCGCGUGGAAGACGACAUGAUGAGCGCGCGCAUUCUACACACCAUGCUCAGUCACACCCACCAACAGAUGCUAUAUUACAGGCGACAGAGGAACUCCACGCGCGUAUAGCGGGCGUGUCGGGCGGGGCACAGUUACCGGCUGCGCCUGCGCAGGAGUUGCUCGAUGACGCCGAGUUACUCAUUGAUGAGAGGGAUGCAGAACAGGAUCUUAGUGGUCCUGUAAACAUGAGCACGCGGGCACGUCUGGUAUCGGGUGGAAUGGCUGCCCUUGGCACAUUAUCGCUGACAGCCACUGAACUAUACUUUGAAGUGGAUGAAGAGGAUCCGGAAUAUAAGAAGAUUGACCCUGAGGUGUUGAAAUACUGCGAGCACCUGCACGGAAAAUGGUACUUCAGCGAAAUACGCGCGAUCUUCUCCAGACGUUAUUUGCUGCAGAACACGGCCAUCGAGAUGUUCCUUGCCAGCAGAACCUCAAUAUUCUUCGCAUUCCCGGACCAGACGACGGUGAAGAAGGUGAUAAAAGCUUUGCCUCGAGUCGGAGUUGGUAUCAAGUACGGCAUUCCACAGACCAGACGCGCUUCCAUGAUGUCGCCGCGGCAGCUGAUGCGAAACUCAAACAUGACGCAGAAGUGGCAACGGCGCGAAAUUUCAAAUUUCGAAUACCUCAUGUUCCUUAACACUAUUGCAGGACGAACAUACAAUGACCUAAACCAGUAUCCGGUGUUCCCAUGGGUGCUGACCAACUAUGAGAGCGAGGAGCUGGAUCUGAGCCAACCCUCAAACUACCGGGACUUGUCUAAGCCAAUCGGCGCUCUCAAUCCGAGUCGUAGAGCCUACUUCGAAGAACGCUACAACACUUGGGAACACGAAUCGACGCCGCCGUUCCACUAUGGGACCCAUUACUCAACAGCUGCGUUUGUACUCAACUGGCUUGUUAGAAUUGAACCCAUGACUACAAUGUUCCUAGCACUGCAUGGCGGGAAGUUCGAUCAUCCAAACCGGCUCUUCUCCUCUAUCGCCCUAUCCUGGAAGAACUGUCAACGCGAUACAUCCGAUGUGAAGGAGCUGAUACCAGAGCUCUUCUUCCUGCCUGAGAUGUUGGUGAACAGCUCUGGAUGUGACCUCCAACUGCCUGAUAGUCCCUCUGGCGAUGUCCAGCUGCCACCAUGGGCGUCUUCACCGGAGGAGUUCGUUAGAGUCAAUCGUAUGGCGCUGGAGUCGGAAUUUGUCUCUUGCCAAUUGCACCAAUGGAUUGACCUUAUUUUCGGAUAUAAGCAACGAGGGCCUGAAGCCGUACGCGCAACCAACGUGUUCUACUACCUAACAUACGAAGGUGGCGUUCGACUUGACCAAAUCCCAGAGGGCGUCACACGCGCAGCAGUUGAAGAGCAAAUACGAAGCUUCGGACAGACUCCUGCGCAGCUUCUAAGCGAGCCCCACCCACCGCGCGCGUCCCCCCUUCAUCUAGCACCGCUGAUGUUCUCAGCUCCUCCUGACGAUGUGUGCUUGCGACUGAAACUCCCGUCGAACGCUGCUGUUGUCCAUGUCUCGGCUAACACGUAUCCUCAGCUGGCGGCUCCAGCAGCGCUGACUGUCAGCGCAGCUCGCGCCUUUGCUGCGCACCGCUGGUUGGCUGGUGGAUGUGCGCAUGUCGCUGCUAGGCAUCAGGAUUUGGCGCCUCCACAUCAUCCGCUAGUAAUGGACCCAGUGUGGGCUGCUGGAGGAGCAGCUGCUCUCGCCCGACGUCACCUCGGCGACAACUUCUCUCAACGGGUCCGUGCUCGCACCAACUGCUUCGUCACAACCGUCGACUCGCGCUUCCUAAUCGCUGCCGGAUUCUGGGACAACAGUUUCCGCGUCUUCUCAACUGACACCGGAAAGAUCGUCCAAAUAAUCUUCGGCCAUUAUGGCGUUGUGACGUGCGUCGCGCGAUCGGAAUGCAACAUCACAUCGGACUGCUACAUCGCAUCCGGGUCUGAAGACUGUACUGUCUUGUUGUGGCACUGGUCGGCUCGCGCUGGGGGAAUAGUCGGCGAAGGGGAUACGCCAGCACCACGUGUCACACUGACAGGUCACGAGGCGGCUGUGGUAGCUGUGCUGGUGUCAGCGGAGCUCGGCUUGGUCGUGUCAGCCUCCGCGGACGGACCUGUGCUGGUGCAUACGACGUUUGGUGAAGCGCUGCGCUCGCUCGAGGCGGGUUCAGGGGCGGCGUCGCCCCAGCAAUUGGCGUUAAGCCGCGAGGGGGUUGUUGUGGUGGCGUAUAGGAAGGGACAUUUGGCGGCUUUCUCGCUGAAUGGACGUCUUCUGAGGCGGGAAACGCACGCUGAUCGAUUUAGAUGUUUGGCGCUGUCGCGUUGUGGCGAGUACCUUGUUUGUGGUGGCGAUGCGGGCGUGGUGGAAGUGUGGCGGGCGUUUACGCUGGCGCCCUUAUACGCCUUCCCGCCAGCUGGGGCACCUGUUUGCUCUCUGGCGCUUUCACAUGAUCAACGGUACCUAUUGGCCGGCCUCGAGAAUGGUUCACUGGUCGUUUUCCACAUCGAUUUCAACCGCUGGCAUCACGAGUACCAGCAACGCUAUUAAAUACCAGCAAAGUACUUAAUUAUUCCAGCACAAGUACUUAAUUAUACCAGAAUAAAUACUUAAUAAUCCAGCAAAAGUACUUAAUUAUACCAGAAUAAAUACUUAAUUAUUCCAGCUAAAAUACUUAUUAAUACCAGCAUCGAUGUAAUUGUAAACAGUUUAACUAUAGAACAAAAGUAGGUAUAUUCAUUUUUAAGCGCAUUUUAAAUAUAUUUUUAAUUCGAUAUUGUCUUACUUUUCAAAGAUUAUUAAUAUUUAGUAGAAAAGUUUGAUUUUCUUUUUUCUAUCUUGCUUUUAUUCUUACCAAAACUUUUAAAUAUUUGAACUGAAUUAAGAAAUUAACUAUUGUUUUUAAUCUAUGGACCGUGAGUUUAUCUGAUAGUAGCAACGGAUUUUUCUACUAAAUAUUUGUAUAAUCUAUAUUUAAAUGUAUAAUUGCGAUGUAAUUCUGGUAUAUUAUUGAUCGUUAAUGUAAUUGUUAAUUUUGUUUAUAAUUGUAUAAAUUGUGUGAGAUAUUUUAGUUUUAAGUAUUUCUUCACAUUCCAUUUAUCGAUGUGUACAAUCCCCGCAAAUUGCUAAUGACACAUUCAAAUUUAAUUUAGCUAACAUUUUGAUAUAACAUUAUUCAUCAAUUGAUUAAACAAUAGAAUAAAAAAUAUUAAAAGAGAUUCACAAAAAACAACAUGGUGGGUGUAUUAGUAAUCUGUGUAUAUUGUAUUGAUUAGUGCCAUAGGUCAAUUGAGUUGUAACUACAAUUAUUAUAUUACUUUCCAUUCCAAACAGUGGUCUAAUGUACUUAAUAAUUACACACGUAUGGAAAAGUCAUAAUAUAGCGCUCUUAAUCUUUGCUCACGUUGCUAAGUCAAACUUAAAGAGUCGUUGCUUAGUAUAGCUCAGACUUUAAUUUAACAAGAGCUUAAAUAUGUACUUAACAGUAAUUACAACGUUUCUAUUCCCUUUUUUCUAAUCUAAACUAACAUUUAAGAUAAAGUCUAGGAAAUCUAUGAAAAUUCACUUCUGUCAGUACACAAGACAGAUUAUAUCAUAUGGAGUAAAGUUCGUGAAUCCCAAUAAUUGUAAGGAAUUACAAAAUUUGUCAAACGAAAAUACUACAGGUUAAAAAAAAAUUAUGGGCAGGCUAAAGACUUUCGACCAUACCGCCUAAUAUUACAAAUUUUAUUCAAAAAUAUUUUGAGAACUCUAUGAACUGAUUGACUGAAUUGUCAGAUUGGCGCCAAAGUCUGAAUUUCGAAUAUAUGACUUCUCAAUACGUACGUGUAAAAAUUUAUAUAUUUUUAUUUUAUCUAUGACUUUUAUUGCGUCCAUUAUUUAAGUAUUAUUUUUUUAUUCGAAUCAUUCCUUAAAUGAAUUUUAUUAGGUGAUGGGUAUUGGUACUUAUUUAA
Pieris napi is the source of this 10899-nucleotide messenger RNA. RefSeq names its product neurobeachin (gene rg). Lineage: Eukaryota; Metazoa; Arthropoda; Insecta; Lepidoptera; Pieridae. Gene Ontology annotation, cellular component: cytosol; membrane. The record is from RefSeq and is a predicted model, not a curated record. The coding region runs from base 137 to 9496 and encodes 3119 amino acids. The transcript is spliced from 48 exons. Gene Ontology annotation, biological process: intracellular protein localization. Gene Ontology annotation, molecular function: protein kinase binding.